AAUUAUGGGUCGAUGAUUGGUUGGUUCAUUCCCUCGUUCCUUGAUUCGUUCCUCGGUUCAAUGGAAACCGGCAAAAUGGUAGAAGAAAUAGCGGCGACGCUACCUGAUAAUGUUUUAGAAGUUAUUUUUUCGUAUCUUGACCUUCAUGAUCUCAGGAACUGUUCUCUCGUGUGCAAAAACUGGUAUAGGUUUUUAAAUGAUGAAAAUAAUGAUGUGUGGAGGUUACACUGCAUACGUAAACUCGCAGAGGAAGCUCUCAAGUCGGACUUGCUUUCAUCUGUGCCAACGUACAAAGCGAAGUUACGAGCAUUUUAUCAUGCAUGGAAUCCCAAUGACUGUUCGAGAAAUGUUUACAUUAAGCCCAAUGGAUUUACGUUACAUAGAAAUCCUGUGGCGCAAAGUACAGACGCUGCGCGUGGAAAAAUAGGGUUUAGGCAUGGUAGACAUGCUUGGGAAGUGAUAUGGGAAGGACCUCUUGGAACUGUUGCUGUUAUAGGUAUUGCCACGAAGGAAGCGCCACUUCAGUGUCAUGGUUAUGUUGCUCUGUUAGGUUCUGAUGAUCAGAGUUGGGGCUGGAAUUUGGUGGAUAACCAUCUGCUACACAAUGGUGAUUCUCAAGGGAACUACCCUCUUCUGAAUAAUGCACCGAAAUAUCAGGUUGGUGAGAGAAUAAGAGUUAUUCUGGAUUGUGAUGAUAAUACCUUAUCGUUUGAAAAAAAUUAUGAGUUCCUUGGAGUGGCAUUCAGAGGUCUGCCUGACAAAAGACUGUACCCUUCUGUUUCUGCUGUAUACGGUAAUACAGAAGUUUCUAUGGUGUAUCUCGGACCCCCACUUGAUGGGUAACGUUUAGUUGUUUCUGUGAACAUACUUUACACACGGAGUGCUGUUGAUCUCCACUCACCAAAGUUCGGCUGCAUACGGCAACUUGUUUUCUUGAGAAACUCAGCAGUAUGAGGACUCAUUGUUAGUUCUGCAAUCUACAGCCAAGUGACGGGUGUCAUUUUUGCAACAGAGAAUUUCUGCUUUUCUCUUCAGUACAUAUUGAUGCGCUUUCAUCAAAUUAUGGGCUGUGCUGUUGGAGAUAGCUGUUGUCUUAAUCGGAAGACAAAAAUUGGCAGAUUCUCUUCUCGUUGAAGAUGAGCAGGCAUAUUGAUUUUACAUACUUAUCAAUGAAGAUAGAAUGCCUGCAAGUUUUGUUAGGAAGUUUGCAAAGGAUCAAUCACAAUGUGUUGUGUACUGGCAGGUACAGUGCAUAGAUAUGCUCCUGAAACAUUCAAACAAUUCCAUUUUUCUUGCUACUUAUAUUACUUUUUAAUUUGACCCCAGUGUUAUCUGGCUGUUAUGUCCAGUCUUCCUAUGUAUGUUUUAUAUACAUACCAUGUUGUUCAGACUCGAGAUGGGUUUAUUUGAGAUAUUUUUGACACCAACAUUGCCAUCCAUUGAAGGGAGUGUGAUCUGUGUGUAACAAAUGCAAAGUUUGGCUUUGCAGUGCUUGAAAAUCCUAUUAUCAUAAGCUCUGCUGAACAUGUCCUGCCACAAACAUACAAAUGAUCAAGAAAGAAAGAAAAACUCUCAAAACUGGUCAGAAUACUCUCAAAGUGUUGUUUAAGCAUUGCAAUUUAUAAACAUGAGUUACCUUGUUUUUAUCAAUGACAAUUAUUCUAUUAAUAAACAUUGUGUUGCAAUAUAUUGACACACUAAUAUGCCCAUUGACAAAUCAUUAUUUCUUGGCAAUUCUGCUAGAUUUCUCAGCUAAGGAUGCUAGCUUUGGUACAAAUCUGUCAAAAAAAUUUCUUUUGAGCCUGUCCCGAGUCUUUGUAUGACUUUUCUACCAAUGUUUUGUGGCUGUGCAUCCUAGUCGUAGCUGCAUUGUUUCAGUAGCUGUGGAUUUAUUUUACACAAAUAUCUUCCAUUUUUUUAAUUGUUUUGAAACAUGCAGAAGAUUUAAAUUAGUGUUGUCAAGAGCUUGACGUGAUGAUACAUAUGAGUUAUAUUAAACAUAUUUUAAAACAAUUUUGUAGGUACUUAUACUAUGUGUGAUGGUGCAGUGUGAAUGCCAGCAGCUCUGAAAAUCACCAGAAUAGGAAGAGUACAAUUUUUUAAUUUUUUUUAUUGUGCAAGAAUCUCGUAUCUUUGUUUGCUUGGCUUGGCUUAUCCAUAAAUGAUAUCAUGCUCAAUUUGGAUUUUAGCUCAUUAGAGAUUGUGAAGAUGUCAACAAAGUUGUCAUUUCCAUAUCUACUACUCUAUACUUUGCUUUGAGAAAUUGUAGAGAAAUCAGAAGUGAUACAAUGUCAGUCUGUUAUAAUACUCUGCCCAUAUUCAGUUUGUGCUAAAUCCAACACCCUGCCCCAUAGCAUGAAGUCAUUUACGGACAGUGCCUUCAACUGAAUCAUCUUGUGAAUGUUCAGUGUCCCAUAAUUUUCAGUUAGUGUUUUCUGUGGUAUGAGCAGUAGCCCUGACGAAGUAAUACAAAGCAUUCCAUUUCAUGCAUUCAUCUAAUCUCAAAUAAACUGUUCAGAAAAAUUCAUUAGAGAAAAGCAGUUAUUCUGUUAUAGAAUAUGCAUUUAACCUCUGUUGUAUUGCAUGCAAUAACAGUUGCUAUUCUAUUGAAUAGUCAGCUUCUUCCUGGACUGAUGAAGAAACCAGCAACAGAGGAGUGUGAGUCCCAUCAUGACAUUUCUUCCUUAAACAUUAAAAGGCCUCCCUUUGUAGGCUACGGGUGCCCUCUCCUCCUUCCGUUUCCAGGGUUUACAUGUCAUCUCACUUGUUACUUCUUCCUGUCUUUGGCCUACAUUGAAUCUUUCCCUUUGUUCCUCACAUUCCCAUUCUCACUGCCUCCUUAGGGUAUGUGAGCGGGCAAAGUAGGACCUGGACAAAAGUCCUUGAAUUUAUAAUCCCACCAUUUUUACAAGGUCUAGAAUAGGCAGGAUCACUUGUUCAUCACAUCAGGUGCCAACACUGCAUUUGUAUCAUUACAUUAUUACAUACAUAGGUGACCUCCCUGCUGAGGCUGAAGAAGGGAACACAGAUGUAUGUUGCUGAGAACGUCCACAUCCGUGGACUGUCUGUCACAUGCCACUAAAUGCCUUGUGUCGUUGGCAUAGGAGAAAAAAGAUUUUGUAAUAUAUAAUUGUAUAUUUGUCGAUGUAUGCAGAAUGACCAGUAUGGUAUUAGGGGUGAUUAAGAGAUUUUUGUGUUGAUGUCUCCCCUGUCUUCAUUAACUUCCUCCACACUACUCUUGCAUAUGGUACAAGAGCAAGGAAUGCAGGACAGUCAAGUUUUGUUCUACUUAUUUAUUUUAAAGCUGCAACAGGGGAGGAUAGUAGUAUUUUAUGUUAAACAUGUGUGUGUACUGCUGUGCAGGAUCUCCAUGUUCUCCUGUAGCACUAACUUGUUUUGUUUUGUGUACUGUGAUAAUUUUAUUUUUUGUUAUACUUUGUGUACAAAUCUUAUGUUCAAUGAAUGCAAAAGAGUAAAGUUACUGAAUAUGUGAUUUUAAUAUAAAUUGUUAAUGGACAAAAUAUGGAUGUCAUAGACCAUAGUGAUUGUAAUUAUACUUUUUACAAAAGAUCUGGACUUUUUUUACCACACUCCUGUUGGAAUAACUUGGAGAACACUUGAAUCAUACCAGCUGGCACCAUUUUUACCAGCUUUCUGAGAUACAGCUAAAUAAUAUAACUUUCUUCACAUCACUAUUCUUAUUGAUUGCAAGAUAUUAGCAUGUAGAUUUCAAUUAAUAAUCCUGGAAUUGAUCUGUCUUAAUUCUGGAGAAAUUUGACUGAAUUAAAAUUCAGUCACACAAGCAAAAGUAUGCCCAGGGCAAUAAUUUGCAAAAUAACUAUAUAUUCAUAUUUGAUUUUUUAUUACCGCAAGCAUCAGUGUUGUAUUAGAUAAUCACCAUACAGCUGGUGUGGUGCAAGAAACCUUUCUACUUCAAAGAUUUCACUUUUGAGUCUUUACUUUCGUUGCUGUAUGUUUGAAAAUAGCAAUAUGUUAUUAUAUUGUGAGCUGGAGUUGUCAGUAUUGGAUGGAUUAUGUACAAACAUGUUGACAGUCAGUGUGGUGUAAAUCCUAGUAAAAAUUAAAUAUAUUUCAGAGAAUUUACUAAGCAGUUGUUUUAAUUGAUACUUCAUGUCAGUGAUCUUAUUAAAUAAAUCUUGAAUUUAAUUUUUAUAAUAAGUAACCAAAG
Molecule: messenger RNA, 4189 nt
Organism: Gryllus bimaculatus (two-spotted cricket)
Lineage: Eukaryota; Metazoa; Arthropoda; Insecta; Orthoptera; Gryllidae
Source: the annotation of a GenBank genome assembly